Molecule: messenger RNA, 1082 nt
Organism: Pomacea canaliculata
Lineage: Eukaryota; Metazoa; Mollusca; Gastropoda; Architaenioglossa; Ampullariidae
Exons: 5
Coding region: 33-1070 (345 amino acids)
Source: RefSeq, a predicted model, not a curated record
UCGACAUCAGUGUCCAGCAGCUGGACCUCAACAUGUCCUUCAUCAUGUUUACCAAAGCUGGUUCUCUGUGUUUGAUACUUCUUACACUGAUGAAAGGAGUUUUUCUCUUGACAUGUAGGUUUUCUAACUUUAGUGAAAGCCUGAGUAAAGAAGAAAAUGGCUAUAUCAAUAUCAACUACACCAUCAACAUUACCACAAGUCCUGAUGUUAGAGGCUCGUUUAACGCUCUUUAUACGGUUUGUGAAGGAAACUCUGUGAAAACUGUAUGUGUAUUUAUUUACGACAAAGACUUUCACACCGAGCUUAAGGACUUGAGUGGGGGGACAGGAGUCACCUGCUACUGGGAACAACGACACGUGAGCAGCUCUGUGGUGGCUUUAGACAUCUACAUCUCUCAGGUCGUCACCAGGUCACUGAGUGCGAUGAAAUUCUCUACUGGCAUAGAUACGAGACCCAAACCUACCCGACUGAUACGUGUUGAGGUGUUGUACCCACCAAAGGUCACAAGUCUUACUGUGGGUGGAGAAGACUUUGCAAGUCCUUACUUCAUUAACGAGGGCCAGGAAGUUGACAUUUUCUGCUCCUUCGAGAAAGGAAAUCCUCCGGCUACUUUCAAGCUUCUUGAUAAACAUGGACAAGUGUUAAAAUCUGCUGGUAGUGAUGGAUACCUUAGUUAUUCACUUACUGCCCAGUGUGAAGACUACUGGCCGAUAGUCAGGUGUGAAGGAAGUGGCUCCAAACAGAACAGAUCCGUCACGUUCUUCGCCAGGUGUCCUCCUCAGUUUGUCGACAACUCCAUGAAAAUCGUCAAUCUACAAACAUUUCAAGUCAUUACCUUUCGUGUCAAGACUCACACAACACUCGUUGCCUGCCUCUUAACACCAAUGGGUAUAGACAACAAUGUCACGAGGGUGGUUGGCUGCAUCCUAAGUGGUCAGCCACCUGAUCUCCUUCUGACCGUCCAUCUUCACAAAGAAAGCAACAUUAGUCAAGGGAAUUGGUCGCUGAUUCUUCGAAAUGAAUUUGGCUCUGCAAGAACGACACUGAUCAUCACUUAUGAUCCAGGGUAGAUGCCGGACCUG